AUGGCUCUUGCUAAUGAGUUUCGCAGAGGUGACGAUGACGCCAACGACCAUAUCGACUCCGACACUCCCCGCUCCGGUGUCGCUACACCGCAACCCGAUCCUUCGGACAAACGAUUGCCUGGAAUAAUGCAAUACUUCGGACAGGUUGGUUUAGGUUCCUCUACAAAUUCCAAUUUCAAGCCCAAGCCCAGUUCCAAUCCCAAUAUCAAUUCAAAUGCGGGCUCUCAUUCUGGUCCCCUUGCGAGUCCCUCUUUGGCAGUAAGAAGCAAGCCCGAGAACUCCCUACCCUCAUGCGCCCUGGAGAAUAUGAGUGGUGAUGCGGCGCAUUUACCAGUCGGUCCAGACUCAAUCAAUGAGACUGCGGCCGAGGGUAAAACUGAAGAUGCCUCCCAAGUCUCUCAAGAAGAGCGGGUGGAGCCUCCUCAGGCGUCCGGGAAAUCGGAAGAAAAUGGCUUCCACACAUACCCAACACCACCCGUUUCCCAUUCGCCUUCUAUGCACAGGUCAGAUUUGAGCCAUUCUGCUUCUGAAGAGGAGGCUGCUCCGGCAAGGAGAGCCACUACCUCCUCUUUCUCCGCGCACAAGAAGAGCAUUUCGGAAUCAAUUCCGUCACAUGCUCGAAGAGCCUCCUUGUUACCACUUUCAAGCAUUGUGACAGCGUCAAAUGUACUUGCUUCACAUUUUUCGAACCCCAGCGAUCCUUACCCCGCCACUACACCUAGCACCCCUGUUCACUCCCGUUUAGAUGUCCCCUUCCAUGAAUCACCAUCUUAUGAUCGGCUCAAGAAGCUAACAGAUGACGUUCCGUGUACAAAGAGCAUACCUCCAACUCCGACACGUGCAUUGUCAAACCAGACUGCGAAAUCUGAUACGAGCGGCGGCUCAGAGGCUGCGGCGACGGCCGCGGCUGCAAAUGCAAAUGGAAAUGGAAAUGGAAAUGGUGAAAACGGCAAGGCCAACGUUGGCGAAGCUCUACCUAUCCAAACAUCGGCUGGCGUGAGCGGAGCACCAGUCGCGGCUCCCAAAGGAAAACUCACUGUCAAAAUUACCGAGGCCCGAGGGUUACGAAAAAGUAGAGAUCCAUAUGUCGUUGCCGUCUUCCAAAGGAACGAGCUUGUCUCAAAGGGCCCGUUGCCUGAGGAUCGAGAUGAAAACGAGGAGGUUACGAGUAACCCUAUGAUGGGCGGUAUCCCAAUAAUGCGGUCAGGGAGCGAUUCUGGCCGGCCUAUGGCGAUUCCGAUGAAGAGCCGACAAAGUAGCAAUACCAGUCUGUCAGAAUAUCGUGAUUUCAAGUCAAAAGGUCGCCGCUCAUUUACCAAUCCAAAGUGGGAUACGGAAGCUGUAUUCGAUGUGGUUGGCUCUGACUCCCGUGUAAAUAUAACAAUAUAUGACCAGAGUAGCGCGGCUGAAGAAUUCCUUGGCCACGUCGAUCUCGCAGCCAAUCUUACGGAGAAUGAUAACUCGCCCAUCAGCGGCUGGUACACACUUCAAGGCAAGAAUGGUAUGGAUACUGGACCUUCCGGAGAAAUAUUCGUCGAGAUUACCUUUCAACGGACCGAAAAACGGCAUUAUGGACCUGAAGAUUUCCAGAUCUUGAAGCUUAUUGGCAAGGGAACCUUUGGACAAGUUUAUCAAGUGAGAAAGAAGGAUACGAAGCGUAUUUAUGCUAUGAAAGUCCUUCAGAAGAAGGUUAUUGUCCAAAAGAAAGAAGUAGCACAUACCGUUGGAGAGCGAAACAUCCUGGUCAGAACAGCAAUGGCAGAUUCGCCCUUCAUUGUUGGCCUAAAGUUUUCUUUCCAAACACCAUCUGAUUUAUACCUGGUUACGGACUUCAUGUCUGGAGGAGAAUUGUUCUGGCACCUACAAAAGGAGGGGCGAUUCGACGAGAAGCGAGCGAAGUUCUACAUCGCGGAACUUAUUCUAGCCCUCCAACACCUCCACAUGCAUGACAUUGUAUAUCGGGACUUGAAGCCAGAGAACAUCUUACUGGACGCCAAUGGCCACAUCGCUUUGUGUGAUUUUGGUCUUUCAAAAGCGAAUUUGACCAAGAACGCGACGACCAACACAUUCUGUGGCACUACGGAGUAUCUGGCCCCUGAAGUUCUUUUGGACGAAGCCGGAUACACAAAAAUGGUAGAUUUUUGGUCGUUGGGAGUUCUUGUGUUCGAGAUGUGCUGUGGCUGGAGUCCAUUCUAUGCCGAAGACACCCAGCAAAUGUACAAGAACAUCGCUUUCGGAAAGGUCAGAUUCCCCAGGGACACUCUAACCACCGAAGGACGCAACUUUGUUAAGGGACUUUUGAACCGUAAUCCAAAGCACAGACUAGGAGCACAAGAUGAUGCUGAGGAGUUGAAAAGACACCCAUUCUUCUCUGAUAUUAACUGGGAUGAUCUGACUAAAAAGUUGAUUACGCCGCCCUUUAAACCGAAAUUGAAGUCGGAGACAGAUACCUCGAACUUUGAUCCUGAGUUCACAAAUGCACUGAACGGACCAUCCUCGCUCAACGCCCGGGCCGCUGCUCUUGCAGCUGGGGUUGACACAUCAACACCUCUUUCUCCUGGGAUGCAAGCCAAUUUCAAGGGCUUCACAUUUGUUGAUGAAAGUUCUUUUGAUGAGCAUAUUCAGGAGCAUAUGCAAAACAGAGGAGUGAAAGCAGACUACGAUGAGAUGGAUGAAGAAGAGAAGCGAGAACAAGACUGGGAGGAGCCCCUCAAUACCCCCGAUAACCGACGAAGCGAUCGUAUGAGUGGUAUUGUGAAGACAAACAAUGGCGAAGAUAGUAGCAUGUUCAACGGCGGGCAUUUCGACUUGUAA
This is a messenger RNA of Lachnellula hyalina, 2814 nucleotides long. Its product is annotated as Serine/threonine-protein kinase. The transcript is spliced from 2 exons. The coding region runs from base 1 to 2814 and encodes 937 amino acids. Gene Ontology annotation, molecular function: ATP binding; protein serine/threonine kinase activity. Gene Ontology annotation, biological process: protein phosphorylation. NCBI's taxonomy places the organism in Eukaryota, Fungi, Ascomycota, Leotiomycetes, Helotiales, Lachnaceae. The record is from RefSeq and is a predicted model, not a curated record.